This is a messenger RNA of Exophiala bonariae, 441 nucleotides long. RefSeq lists its product as uncharacterized. NCBI's taxonomy places the organism in Eukaryota, Fungi, Ascomycota, Eurotiomycetes, Chaetothyriales, Herpotrichiellaceae. The record is from RefSeq and is a predicted model, not a curated record. Bases 1 to 441 code for a protein of 146 amino acids. The transcript has a single exon.
AUGAACAUGUUCCACGUCAAUCCCGCCAAUCCUGCAGACGACUUUAUGCUCCUCUCGCCACUGGAUCCAGAUCACGGAUUGAGCACCUAUCAAUGUUACGAGAUGAGAGGGAAAUACUAUUUCUGUCCGAAAUGUGGCGUGAGGUGUUUCACGUUUGGUGGUGUCGGCGAGACCAUUUUUGUUGAUUUGGGAAAGAUCGAAGUUGGCGAUGGCAAGCAACUUGAACGGAAGAGAGAAGUAUGGCAUGCCAAAUGGGAUGGAGAGGAGGAGCCCAUACCGUAUCUUUCUGUCAAUGGGACGGCGAUUGAUUAUCGAGAGGAUUUCGAUCUACGUGUGCUCACCGAGCAGAAGAGAGUGCAGUAUUUUGAUGAUCGAAGUGAGCCUGAGGAGAAGAAGAAGCCGGCCAGAUGGGAUCGACCUCACUAUGGUGGAAGUUAUUGA